This is a messenger RNA of Darwinula stevensoni, 480 nucleotides long. NCBI's taxonomy places the organism in Eukaryota, Metazoa, Arthropoda, Ostracoda, Podocopida, Darwinulidae. The record is from the annotation of a GenBank genome assembly.
AUGGUGAUGAUCCGUGACAUUCUCAUGUACAUGGACCGGGUGUAUGUCCAGCAGAACAAUGUUGAAAAUGUCUUCAACUUAGGCCUCACACUCUUCAGGGAUCUUGUCGUCAGGUAUGGGAACAUCCGCGACCACCUUCGUGACACCCUCUUAGAUAUGGUUAUGAGGGAGCGACGAGGAGAGGUGGUAGACCGGUUAGCAGUACGUAACGCCUGCCAGAUGCUCAUCAUGCUUGGUCGUGAUGUCUAUAAGGAGGACUUCGAGGAACCUUUCCUUCAACAGUCGAUCGAUUUCUAUCGAGUGGAGAGCCAGAAUUUCCUUCGAGAAAACAGUGCAUCGGUGUACAUUCAUAAGGUGGAGGGUCGGAUUGCUGAGGAGAGGGAAAGGGCCUCACAUUACCUGGAUGAGGAUACCAAGGAAGCCAUCGUCCAUGUCGUCGAGGACGAACUGAUACGGAAGCAUAUGCAAACCAUUGUUGAG